AGAAAAAUAGUGUUCUUUCUAAGAGUAGGCGUGGAGAGCUUUUUGCGGGGAAACUUGCAAGUACAGUUUGGGGGGAGGCGGGCGUCGACCCUACCUUAUGAGUAUUCGGACUAUAACAGUUCCGAUGAACAGUCACUCACUUUUGACAGUUAUACGAUUCCAGAAGAUGAUCUAGAAUUGGGUCAAUCACGUUUAUUAGAAGUCGACAAUAGAGUGGUUCUACCAGCAAAGAGCCCUAUACGUUUUAUUGUAACAUCUGCUGAUGUACCUCAUAGUUGGGCUGUACCUUCCUUAGGUGUCAAAUGUGAUGCUGUACCGGGUCGUUUAAAUCAGACCUCUAUUUCGGUACAACGAGAAGGAGUUUACUAUGGUCAGUGCAGUGAGAUUUGUGGAACUAAUCAUGCCUUUAUGCCUAUCGUCGUAGAAGCUGUUCCUAGGAAAGAUUAUGGCUCUCGGGUAUCCAAUCAAUUAAUCCCACAAAGCCCCGACAAAGAGCCAGUACUGGUCCCCUCUCCCUUAUACUUAGAAAGCUCUGAGUCUUGGGGUGGCCCGGCGAGAAGGACCGAAAUUGAUCUCAACAAGCUCCCAAUUCCGGAUGCCGACACCUGUCGAGUAGAACUCGAGAGCAGGUUAAUGAACUCUCGUAGAGGUUCUUAUAUGGGGGAAGAUCUAACCUCUAUUGUGGACAAACACCUCGAGAUCGAAAAGGUUGUUUUUUCCGAACUUCUGCGCAAAGACUAUUCCCUAGAAUCGCUUGUUGCGAAGAGGAACGAGAUCCGGGAGUUACUCUUCUCCCCAUAUGGGAAGGCGCUUAGUGAAAAGACCCACGCUUUGCACCUAAGACAAAUUUUUCGGGAGGGUGCAGCACAAAGCCUUUGCUUUCAAAGGGUUGAACAGGCGCUCAAGAAAUACGAUCUAUUUUUGGACAAUGAAUUCUUCAUUUCUUAUUUAAAAAGUCUUUUCUAUUUUAAAAGAUGAAUUCUUCUUUUAGUGGGGGAGCCAUAUGAGGCGGAAGCUUAAGCGGAAAUGAAAGAGGAGGUUGAGGGAAGCCACUAAAUUGAGGGCUUCGCUCGCUCGCUCUAACGCUCGUUUAGUAGACAGCGAGUGGAGUGCAUAAGCCCCUUUAGAGAUAGGGGUGAGCACUACACGAGCUCGUAAGUAAAGUACGGAACGAGCCUUGUCUACGAAGCAGAGCGACCUCAUAUUGCUUGCUUCUGGCGAAGCUUCUAGCUCUAAAUAAUAGGAAUUCUGGUAUGGCAGGAAUACUGUCGACCAUUACGAGCGAUAGCGAAGCCAAGCCGUAUAAAGGCGAGCAGCCCUUAUAGCAAUAGCAAACGGCCUACUUAUAGCCUAU
Solanum pennellii is the source of this 1354-nucleotide messenger RNA. RefSeq lists its product as uncharacterized. Gene Ontology annotation, molecular function: copper ion binding; cytochrome-c oxidase activity. The annotation marks the transcript as partial. Gene Ontology annotation, biological process: ATP synthesis coupled electron transport. NCBI's taxonomy places the organism in Eukaryota, Viridiplantae, Streptophyta, Magnoliopsida, Solanales, Solanaceae. The transcript has a single exon. The record is from RefSeq and is a predicted model, not a curated record. Gene Ontology annotation, cellular component: membrane.